This is a messenger RNA of Rana temporaria (common frog), 3544 nucleotides long. RefSeq names its product zinc finger FYVE domain-containing protein 1-like. Gene Ontology annotation, molecular function: metal ion binding. Bases 144 to 2093 code for a protein of 649 amino acids. The transcript is spliced from 11 exons. The record is from RefSeq and is a predicted model, not a curated record. NCBI's taxonomy places the organism in Eukaryota, Metazoa, Chordata, Amphibia, Anura, Ranidae.
ACCCCAUCCUCUGGUCACGCCCGUCCCAUGCGCUAAACACGCCCACUCCAACCUGAGCCUGUCCGUAAUGUAAACAUAGAAAGUGAAAGUACAGAGUCCAAUGUGAGUCCAUCGAGUCCCCGGACCGUGAUCCCUCCGGCACCAUGUCUGCGGUACUGCUGGGGGACCCCCUCACCCCAAAGAAGGCCCCGACAGGGGAGGAGGAAGAGUUCAGCUUCCUGCUGGUGGAUGAGGAGGAGAACCUGCAGGUAAAAGAUGUGGCUGACUUUAUCAAGAGACUUGGAUGUAGUCCACAGGAACCUGUCAAAGUUCUUAGUAUUUUCGGUAAUACCGGAGAUGGCAAGUCGCACACACUCAACCACAUGUUUUAUGGGGGUCUGGAGAUCUUCAGGACCUCUCCCUCCCAGGAUUCCUGCACAGUGGGGGUAUGGGCUGCAUACUACCCAGAAUUGUCCUUGGUGCUGCUGGAUACAGAAGGUCUCCUGGGGGCCACAGAUAAACAGAACCAGCGCCUACGUCUCCUCCUGAAGGUUCUGGCUGUGUCAGAUCUGGUGAUUUAUAGAACAAGGGCAGAGAGGUUACACAAUGACAUGUUCCAAUUUUUGGGUAAUGCCUCAAAGGCUUAUUUGAAGUUCUUCACACCUGAGCUAAAAGCCUUAUCUAGUCGCUGUGGGCUGGAGGUAACACUGUCCAGUCUUGGACCGUCCCUCACAAUUUUCCAAGAGACUUCUCGAACUGAUCUGCUGGGUUAUGGAAGCAAGGUCCGCGGCCAGGCAGAGACAGAACUACUAAAACGGUUCCAUGAGUUGGGGACUCCUCCUGAAGCCUUUAGCUCAAUCCACUAUGUGGGAACCAAGACCGUGGUCCCACCCACUGACUUCUCUCAGUUAAUGGAUAGGGUGAAGAAGCAAAUUAUGGAUACAUCCACUCGCUCAUCUAGACCACUGUCCCAUGUUUUCACAGCCUUACAGAGUCUAAGUGAGCGGUUCUCUGGGGAUAUUCCCGAUGAUCAGGUUCACAUCACCUCUUUCUUUCCUGAUGAAUACUUUACUUGUUCCCUGCAGUGCCUCAGUUGCAGGACACGCUGCAAGAACAGGAUGAAUCAUAUGAAGGAUGGCGUCCCUCACCAGGCAGAUGGUUUGUGCAAGUUUGCCCAUGAAUAUAACAAUAAAGUUUUCAUCUGUAAGCGAUGUUAUGAGGGCGGAAGAGAGUUGAUUGUAGUCCCCAAAAGUGUGUCGUCCACGGACAGUCCUUUGAUGGGCCUAGCGAAAUUUGCUUGGUCUGGGUAUGUCUUGGAGUGCCGUGUUUGUGGGAUUAUCUAUCGUAGCCGGCAGUACUGGUAUGGAAAUAGAGAUCCCGAUGGAUCUGUUGUACGACAAGAAGUUAGACACGUCUGGUCAGAGAGUGAUUCUUACUCACUGGACCAACACAAUGCUGCCCAGCGUGUGCUCGAUGGAGUGAACUUAGUCUUCCAAUCUGUGAAUGAGUACAGUGCCGGCCCCACCAAUAUGGUCACGUCUUGGCUAAUAGAUAAUGUGGCUCCCACCUAUUGGCGACCAAAUGCUGAGAUUACUGUGUGUCAGGGUUGCAAGAAAGAAUUCACGCCUACUGAGAGGAAGCAUCAUUGCCGAUCAUGCGGAGAAGGUUUCUGUCACAAUUGUUCCAAUCAGACUAUGCCGGUUCCUGACCGAGGCUGGGGUCCAUCCCCUGUACGGGUCUGCAAGCAGUGUCACAAUAAAGGGCCUGUGAAAAGUCAAAGUACUACUCAGGAUGAUAGCAAAAGUUUGUUACCUCGCAAGGUCACAGAGAUUGCUCAGACCUCAUUGGACAUGGUGUCUUCUGCAAUGAAGUAUCCUUUGGAUUUUGUAAAGGAAGCAGCACGUCCCAGCUACUGGGUGCCAGACCAGGAGAUCACCAACUGCCACAACUGUAAAAAACCAUUCACCCAUAAAAUGUACAAACAUCACUGCAGGUCUUGUGGCCAGGGCUUCUGCCAGCCUUGCUCAGAAUAUCAGCGACCGGUCCCCUCACGGGGGUGGCAUCACCCGGUGCGGGUCUGUCAGACCUGCAGCCUUAAAAAGGGAGAGUUGUGAAGAGGACACUAACCUUAGUCCUGAAGAUUUGGAACAAGAGGUGAUGGCGAUCGGAAGAGAUUUUAAAAACUGUGCUUGGAAAUCAUGACUGGAGCUGUGCACUAACAUAGGUGAAAACAGUCUUGGGCUUGGAAAGCAUGAUGACACUCUGUAAUAAUCACACAUGACCUAAAGCAAUAAGACUCUCAGUAUAAUCCUAAUGACUGGAAUUGUAGAUUUGCUGUUGCUUCCACCUUCAUGUUGCUAAAUAUAUUUAAACUCCACUGAAAACUGAUAUUUCAGAUUUGGCCGGUUGAAUCAGAAAUAUGCUUCCUAAAGUUUAUCUAAACCCCCCCCCAAAAAAAAAAACAAUGUUUAUAUCGCAGCUUACAAAUCCUGGAUGUGAUGGCUGAAGUGGUUUCCUUUUUUCAGACUUUCAGAAUAUAACUGUUAAUCUUGCCAGAAAUGCAGUGUUCUUGUCGCUUCCGAUAUGCUAAAAAGUUAUAAAAUGCUACCACUAUUUUGUACACUACUAGUCCCAUCAGCCCACCAUAUAAUGCAAUUGAACAAUGGCAAACCUGUUUAAAGUCCAUCCUGUGUGACAACAUGGUUCACUCCAUAGAUACAAUGGAGAAAUAAGAGUAGACAUGAAGGGACAAGGAAGUAUGUUAUCUUCAGCUUUACCAGGUGAAUAUAAUGGAAAAAUGGUAGAAGAAAGAAAACUAAGGCAAGUUUCACAUCUAAGGACUGGUAAGCUGCGGGGAAAAAAAAAAUAUAUAUAUAUAUUUAUACUUUUUAAGGGGUGGAGUUUAGAUGCACUUUAAGGAAACACUGUCGCAAAAAAAACCUCCCCAACAAGGUGUACCCACCAAUUCACGCUGUAGGAGUCAAACCCAGGUAAGUUCUGGUGUCGGAUAGUGAUGGUGCUUACCAGGUUGGAUGGCAUGACUGCCCCCCACGUGAAAGCAUUUGUGUCUGACGAUUGUCCUUUUAGGGAUGAGCACUGUCACUGUGGGAAGGUCACUUGCUCCCCCCAUACCUCCCCAUUCCUAGAAGACCCUCUAUUAGAGAAACUGAGCAAGGACUCCAAUAGAGUGCAGCGGGAGCAUGGAUAGAGGAGUAUAACUUGAUCAAGGAAUGAUCAGUGACCUCUCUAGCUGUAGUUACUGUGAAGUAAUCCAUCUUAUAGGUUUCUCCAAAUUUACAACAAAGACUUUGGUUUCAGUCAGUUUCCGACAGCUUAAAGGGACACUAAAGGUUCAUGUUUUUUUUUCACCUUAAUGCAUCCUAUGCAUUAAGGUGAAAAAACAUCCAACCAUACAGCCCCCCCCCCCCGUUUUACUUACCUGAGCCCGUUCACCUGCUGCGCUUGCCCUCAACGUCGUCUUUGCUCAGCCUAGCCGUUGAUUGGCUAGAGUGGAUGGAUUGAAAGCAGCGCAGCCAUUGGCUUGCGCUGCUGUCAAUCACAUCCA